GUCCCUCCCUCUAAAACCACUCUGUGUGGGGACCAUGAGAGCCAGACCAAAGCUCAGAGGAACCAACCUGGAGCUGAACCCAGCUGUGUGUCCUUAAAGAGCGACUGGUCAAAGAGUAUUGGUGCUAAUUUUAAAGAACAACCCUUUGCUGCAGAGAGGAACCAACCUGGAGCUGAACCCAGCUGUGUGUCCUUAAAGAGUGACUGGUCAAAGAGUAUUGGUGCUAAUUUUAAAGGACAAUACUCUGCUGUGGAAAGGAACCAACCUGGACCUGAACCCAGCUGUGUGUCCUUAAAGAGUGACUGGUCAAAGAGUAUUGGUGCUAAUUUUAAAGGACAAUACUCUGCUGUGGAAAGAGAGAACCAGAAGACCUCAGAGGUUCCCAGUGAUCAGCCUCCCCAGCAGCAUCAAACACACCUGGACUCCAUAUUUAUGCUCCUGGAGGAGAAAAUAAUCACUUUUGUGAAGAAUGAGUUAAAGAAGAUCCAGACGGUUCUGUAUCCAGAUUAUGUAGAAUGCUUAAACUGCCAGACGGAGGAUGAGGAGAUUUUGGAGUGUGAGGAUGAAGAGCAAAGGAGUAGCAACAGAGAGGCAUUUAUAAAGAUCACACUGCAGUUUCUGAGAGGAAUGAAGCAGUAUGAGCUGGCUGACCGUCUGCUGAGCAGCAGAUUUGCUCCAGUUUGUCAACAUAAUCUUAAAUCUCAACUGAAGAAGAAGUUCCAGUGUCUGUUUGAGGGGAUCGCUAAAGCAGGAAAUCCAACCAUUCUGAAUCAGAUCUACACAGAGCUCUACAUCACAGAAGGGACUGCAGAAGUCAAUGAUGAGCAUGAGGUCAGACAGAUUGAAACAACAUCCAGGAGACGAAAACCAGAUGGACCAGAAACAACAAUCAGACAAGAAGACAUCUUUAAAGCCUCACCUGGAAGAGAUGAACCAAUCAGAACAGUGUUGACAAAGGGAGUGGCUGGCAUUGGGAAAACAGUCCUAACACAGAAGUUCACUCUGGAUUGGGCUGAAAGCAAAACUAACCAGGACAUCAAGUUCAUAUUUCCAUUCACUUUCAGAGAGCUGAAUGUGCUGAAAGAGAAAAACUUUAGCCUGGUGGAACUUGUUCAUCACUUCUUUACCAAAACUAAAGAAGUAGGAAUCUGCAGCUUUGAAGACUUCCAGGUUGUCUUUAUUUUUGAUGGCCUCGAUGAGUGUCGACUUCCUCUGGACUUCCACAAAACUAAAAUCCUGACAGACCCCACUAAGUCCACCUCAGUAGAUGUGCUGCUAACUAACCUCAUCAGAGGGAACCUGCUUCCCUCUGCUCACCUCUGGAUAACCACACGACCUGCAGCAGCCAAUCAAAUCCCACCUGGGUAUGUUGACAUGGUAACAGAGGUGAGGGGGUUCACUGACCAACAGAAGGAGGAGUACUUCAGGAAGAGAUUCAGAGAUGAGGAGCAAGCCAGCAGGAUCAUCUCCCACAUCAAGACAUCACAAAGCCUCCACAUCAUGUGUCACAUCCCAGUCUUCUGCUGGAUCACUGCUACAGUUCUGGAGGAUGUGGGGAAAAAGAGAAGAGAGGAAACAAGGACAGCACUACCUACAACCCUAACUGAGAUGUACAUCCACUUCUUGGUGGUUCAGGCAAAAGUGAAGAAGGUCAAGUAUGAUGGAGGAAUGGAGACAGAUCCACCCUGGAGUCCAGAGAGCAAACAGAUGGUUGGGUCUCUGGGAAAACUGGCUUUUGAGCAGCUGCAGGGAGACAACCUGAUCUUCUAUGAAUCAGACCUGACAGAGUGUGGCAUCGAUAUCAGCGCCGCCUCAGUGUACUCAGGAGUGUUCACACAGAUCUUUAAAGAGGAGAGAGGACUGUACCAGGACAAGGUGUUCUGCUUUAUCCAUCUGAGUGUUCAGGAGUUUCUGGCUGCUCUUCAUGUUCAUCUGACUUUCAUCAACUCUGGAGUGAAUUUACUGGAAAAGCAACAGGAAACCACCCAGAAUUUGCAAGAAGAAGAAUCUGCAGAGACUUGCUUGUACAAAAGUGCUGUGAAUAAGGCUUUACAGAGUUCAAAUGGACACCUGGACUUGUUACUCCGCUUCCUCCUGGGUCUUUCACUUCAGACCAAUCAAAGUCUUUUACACGGGCUGCUGGCACAGACAGGAUGUAGCUCACAGACCAAUCUGGAAACAGUUCAACACAUAAAGGAGAGGCUCAGUGGAAAUCUAUCUGCAGAGAAAAGCAUCAACCUGUUUCACUGUCUUAAUGAACUAAAUGAACAUUCUAUAUUGGAGGAGAUCCAACAGUCCCUGAGAUCAGGAAGUCUUGCUGCUGAUAAACUGUCUCCUGCUCAGUGGUCAGCUCUGGUCUUUAUCUUAUUAUCAGCAGAAAAAGAUCUGGAUGUGUUUGACCUGAAGAAAUACUCUGCUUCAGAGAAGGCUUUCCUAAGGCUCCUGCCAGUGAUUAAAUGCUCCAGCAUAGCACUACUUGGUGGAUGUAACCUCUCAGACAGAAUCUGUGAAACUCUAUCCUCACUACUCAGCUCCCGUUCCUCUUGUCUGAGAGAGCUGGACCUGAGUAACAACAACCUGAAAGACUCUGGAGUGAAAGUACUGUCUGGGGGACUUGAGAGUCCACACUCUAAACUGGAAAAACUUAGAUUGUCAAGUUGCUCAGUCACAGAAGAAGGUUGUACUGCUCUGACAUCAGCACUGAACUCCAAGCAUUACCACCUGAGAGAGCUCGACCUGAGCUACAAUAAUCCAGGAGAAGCAGGGGUGAAGAUGCUGAAGCAGCUCCGACUGGACACUCUCAGACUAAGUGGUUGUAACCUCUCGGACAGAAUCUGUGACACUCUAUCCUCAGUUCUCAGCUCCCACUCCUCUAGUCUGAGAGAGCUGGACCUGAAUGAUAAUGACCUGAAGGACUCGGGAGUGAAAACACUGUGUGGUGGACUAGAGAGUCCAUACUGUAAACUGGAAAUAUUCAGAUUGUCAGGCUGCUUGAUCACAGAAGAAGGUUGUACUGUUCUUAUCUCAGCGCUGAACUCCAACCAUUCCACCCUGAGAGAGCUGGACCUGAGCUACAAUGAUCCAGGAGAGGCAGGGGUGAAGCAGCUGAAGCUGCUCCAACUGGACACACUCAGGGUGGAGCCUGCUGGAGUCCGAUGGUUGAGACCAGGUCUGAGGAAGUAUUCCUGUCAACUCACAUUCGACACAAACACAGUGAACACAAAACUGAAACUGUCUGACAACAACAGGAAGGUGACACGUGUGGAGGAGGAUCAGUCAUAUCCUGAUCAUCCAGACAGAUUUGACUUCCAUCCUCAGCUAUUGUGUAUAAAUGGUCUGACUGGUCGCUGUUACUGGGAGGUCGAGUGGAGAGGAGACGUUUAUAUAUCAGUGAGUUACAGAAGAAUCAGAAGGAAAGAAAAUGCUAAACAUUGUUUGUUUGGAUGGAAUGAUCAGUCCUGGAGUUUGUAUUGUACAGAUGAUGGUCCUCAUUCUGUCAGACACAACAACAGACAAACAUCCAUCUCCUCCUCCUCCUCUGCCUCUAACAGAGUAGCAGUGUAUGUGGACUGUCCUUCUGGCACUCUGUCCUUCUACAGAGUCUCCUCUGAAACUCUGAUCCACCUCCACACUUUCAGCACAACAUUCACUGAACCUCUUUAUCCUGGAUUCAGAGUCUUGUUUGGGGCCUCUGUGAGUCUGUGUGGCGUUUGAUAAGAAUCUUCCCCUCUUAGAGACGCACAGAAGAAGAAUUUAGAAAAUACUCAGACAUUCACAAGUUUAGUGAGCAGCCAGGCUUCAGCCUGAUGUCUGAUUGGGUGCGUAGCCUCCAGCUUACUUCCACAUGGGGGACGGUCGUAGCUGAGGAGUAAGCAACAUUUUAUUCAUAUGGCACCUUUCAAGACAAGGAUAACGAAGUGCUUCACAAUAAAAUAAAAGAAACGGAGCACUAAAAAAAAGACUUAACAAAAGCAAGUCUAAGAUGAUGAGUUUUUAGUUGUUUCUUAAAACAACUAAUACAGUGAGCUGCUCACAGAUGCUGGUUUCUGGAAGUGUUCCUGAGCCCAUGCACUGAUAUUUUAUUGCAGCGCUGAUGAAGGUAAUAGCAAUCUCACUGAUCUGAAAAUGCCACCAAAAAAGCAAACUCAUGAGUUGAAGAGGAGUUGGAGGAGAUCAGGAAAUCGCCAAAUUUCAUUUUGGACGAACUGAGCAAAGUGGCUAAACAACAAGGUAUACUGCAUGUCCUAACAAAUGAGAUAAAACAACUAAAAAAACCUGAUAAAGGAGAAGGACAAGAAAAUAGACGGCUUGGAACAGCGAAUCGAGGGCCUUGAACAAUACACAAGAAUGAAUAUUUAAUCAUAAGUGGACUAGAGAUGUAACACUGAACCUACACCAGAACAACAGCUGGCAGAGGUAGAGACGUGAAGAUGCCCCAGCAGAGGAGCUGCAAACACUUGAACAGCAAGUGAUAAAUUCCUCCAAAUGAAGAAUGUGAGUAUUCAGAGUCAUCAUAUCACAACAUGUCACACGCUCCGCAUAGAUAGUAAAACAAAGCCCGUUUUGAAGAAGCUAAAUAGGACUGGUGUGUAUUUCCAACGAACAUUUAAUGAAAAAAACUGCUGAAAUUGCAAGACAGGCACGCAGCCUGAGAAAACAAAACAAGAUACAAGCACCAUGACUGAGGAACUGCAAAGUAAUGAUAAGACUGAAUGGUACUCCUAAAACUCCUAAAGAAGUGAAAGUUCUGAUAAUAAGAACUCAGAGACUUAGAACAAUACAAACGAUCAGGAGUCUGCUCUUUACUGGAAAUGUGAUGACUGGAUAUUAUGAACAAUGGAUGUGGAAACACAAAUGACAAGGUUGGAUUAUAUGUUUCCAUGAAGAGGAAGACUUUGAUUAUGAAAAGGACUAUCAAGGUGGUUAUAAUUUCUAAUGAAUACAUUACUUUUAAUGUCACUGUGUGGUUUUCAUCUGUAAAGCUGAAUAAGAUCAGAACAAAUGUCAUUCAUUUCUGUUGCUUAUUUAUUUGUGGAAAAUAAACUGAUAAUAAAUUGACUUCCUAAUGCCAAUGAGAACACUGAAGCUCAGAAGAGCAGAAACAAAA
Molecule: messenger RNA, 5107 nt
Organism: Oreochromis aureus
Lineage: Eukaryota; Metazoa; Chordata; Actinopteri; Cichliformes; Cichlidae
Product: NACHT, LRR and PYD domains-containing protein 3-like
Exons: 13
Molecular function (GO): protein binding
Source: RefSeq, a predicted model, not a curated record